Messenger RNA from Closterium sp. Yama58-4, 1665 nucleotides. The record is from the annotation of a GenBank genome assembly. Lineage: Eukaryota; Viridiplantae; Streptophyta; Zygnematophyceae; Desmidiales; Closteriaceae.
AUGCUCCAAUACAAGCGGAUAACAACAACUACUCCUCCUCAAGUUGCAACCUAUGCUUGUUUCUACAGUUGCGGCUUUAUAAGAUGUGGACACUCAUGUGUUAACCGCUCCUACUUUCCCAGAUUCCCCCCUCUUCCGCCCCUCCAUCCCCCCAUGGAGCGCACCUUUUCCGCCAGCGGCCGCCACAAUCACCCCACGUUCGGCUCCCCCUCGCUCCGCCCUUCCGGCGCCCCCCUUUUCACCCACGCUUCCCGCGCCACCGCGCGAUCCCCGCCGCACUCCCCCUCGUAUUCCCCGCCGUAUUCCCCGCCGUAUUCCCCCCCUUACUCCCCAAGCUCCCCCUCUAAAGGCCCCUUUCCCCAAGCCUCCCCGCGCCUUAGAUGCUUAUACAUAGCGAUUCUGAUAGUAGUUUCGUACAAUUUAAGUUACGUAGUGGAGCAUUUAACUCUGUCAUUAAUGGGCCGCCCUAACGCGUGGUCGCGCGGCGGCGCGAAGGGCGGGGAGGAGGAGUACGGCGCGUAUGGCGCGGACACGGCGCUCUAUAACGCGUUGUCCGCGGCUGUUGAUAGCGGGGAUGACCCGCCCACGCUGGCGUCUUUCACGCCGCCCGACCUGCCCGAAUGGGACCCGAAUGACGUGAGUGCGGUUGCGGUUGCGGGAGCCUCGCCCUGCCAUAAGUCACACUAUGUCUAUAAGAUCGUCUCUGAGGCGCGCAAGCACAACAAUGCGGUGCAUUUCAUCGGCCCUCGGGAAUGCCGCCAGUUCUUCUUCCACAUGGGGGUGGCAUUCGAGGAGCAUGCGGAGUACGAGGAGGUGUACGAGUGGUUCAUUCGUAACCUCGGCACUCCUGUCGAUGUGCAUGUCCGUUGGUUCAUACUAAAGAAGUUCAUGGAGCGCCAUAAUUAUGGCCGCAUAUUCCACCUGGCAACAGAAGUCAUGCUCUUCGCCAAUGCGUCUCAGGUGGCGGCAUGGCUAUUCCCUAACUCUGACCUCGCUCUCCCUGCACGCUGGCCCAGCAUUCGCCCUCCGUUGAGGCCCACUCAGUACUCCUCUGCAGCCCUUUCCCUCAUCUCCCAUGCACCCUUCCCUCUCCGCCCACCAGGAGUGGGCACGCACAUAGCCCUCAUGUCAUAUGCAGCGCUGGUCGACUGGUGCCUCUUCCUGCACGCUGUCUUUGACUCCGCCAUGUUCGGGGGAGACAAGGACACCCAAGACCUCGUGCUGCUGCCCUCCUACGUGGACGUUACGAUUAUGGGCUGGUACACAUUUGCAGGCUGCUGGCUGCAGUGGGUGGAGCCUCCGUGUGUGUCAGGAGUUAAACCCGAAACCGCCAAGGCCCUGCGCAAGCGGGGCAUUCAACCGCGCUUCCGCGUGCAGUCCCUCUGCCAGCCGCGGCGCUGCCUCAACUCCUCCUGGUCCGACCCCGGCCUCUGCGUCUUUGACAAUAACUUUUCUCUCACCCCCGGCCACCCAUUCUUCAAGUUUAAAGCCGGGGACAAGUGUCCGAGCACGAUGCACUAUGGGUUUUACCGCGGGUGGGAGGAGGAGGCGCAGAGUGAGCCGGUGCAGUUUUUGGCGGUGCAUUUCAUGCACCGGAAGAAAGAGUUUUUGAAUACGAAGUUCCCGCCUGAACCGGAGAAGUCGUGGGGUAGUGCGAGUGAGUAG